AUGAACGGCCACAUCGACGACAGUCCUCCCAGGUAUGGGCGAAGAUUGCCCCUUCGUAUCAUCGAAGAGCGAGCCCAGAAAGAGCCAGAGCGUGAAUGGCUGUCGAUCCCGCGUUCCGCAGAGCCUGCCGAUGGAUGGCAAAAGAUCACCUAUCGGCAGGCAUCUAGGGCCAUUGAUCGCUGCGAGCACCUCAUCGUCGAGGCCGCAGGAAGGGGUGUCCCCGGAGAGUUUCCGACCAUUGCUUACCUCGGUCUUAAUGACUCCCGAUACCUCGCGUUUAUGUUUGGCGCCGUGAAGGCUGGUUACAAGGCACGUCUCUUUCGUACAUCGUUUCCCCCAUUCAAAGCCACUGACUGCCAUGUUGUGGCUUCCUCGGCCGAGUUUGAACCGGCUGUCCAAUCGUGGGCUCAACAACGGGCAAUGAAGGUUUUUGUCUUGCCAGAAGAGAAAGAGCUGCUGUUGAAUGAGUCGGUCGACGUACCUCACACCCCUUACGAAAAGGACUUUGCGCAGGCGCAGUGGGAACCGUUGGUGGUUCUCCACACCAGCGGUUCUUCCGGCUUCCCCAAGCCCAUUGUGCUCAGAAAUGGUCUCAUGGCCGUUGCAGACGGAUUUCGGACCUUACCUACUAAGUAUGGGACUUUGCCGUGGGUCGCCGAGAUGGCGAAACGAGCGAAUAGACUGCUGGUUCCGAUGCCAUUCUUCCAUAUCUCUGGCCUCUUUGUCUCGUGCUUCUUCAGCACAUUUUACGAGCAUGUCUCACUGGGUAUAGGUUCCAGGCCGAUCUCUACAGAUUUGAUGUACCAGUGCAUCAAGCACUCCGGCGUCGAUGCUGUGUUUCUGCCACCCUCGAUUGUAGAUGACAUGUCUUCAGUUCCGGAGUAUCUCGAGGCUUUCAAGGAACUCAAGUUUGUUGCAUGGGGUGGAGGUUCAUUAACGCCACAGGGCGGAGCACGUCUGGUAGAAAACAAGGUCCAGCUGUGCAAUCUCACGUCUUCCACCGAGGCUGGACCCUCCCCAUUCUACUUCCAGGCCAAUACUGCGCUCUGGCAAUACUUCAUCUUCGACAACCCCUUUGGUGGCAACGAGUUCCGGAAGCUGGACGGCGAUGAAGAAAUCUACCGGCACGUCUACGUGCGACAAAACAAGGAGCCCGGCCUACAAGGAAUAUUCUGGACGUUCGAGGACCAGGACGAAUUCGACACCCAGGAUUUGUACCGGCCACAUCCUGAACUUCCAGACCAUUGGAUUUACUAUGGGCGAGCCGACAGCAUCAUCGUGUUUUCCAACGGCGAAAAGCUCAAUCCCACGUCGAUGGAGGCGCAUAUUCUGUCGCAUCCGCAAAUAAAGGGCACGCUGGUGGUUGGAACGAACCGCCUGGAGCCGGCCCUCAUUAUCGAGCCUGUGAACCCCCCACAAGACGAGGCCGAAGAGCAUGCCUUGAUACAAAGCGUCUGGCCGCUCAUCCAAGAGGCCAACCGAGAUACGGUUGCCCACGGCCGCAUCCAGCAAGACAUGGUCAUGUUGGCCCACCCUGACAAGCCAUUUCCCCGUGCCGGAAAGGGCACCAUCCAGAGGCCGAUGGCGGUUGCAUUGUACCAGGAGGAGAUAGAUCGACUCUACGAGACUGUCGCUCACAGACAGGAAGGCGACGCCCCGGAACUAGAUAUCAGCUCGGAAGACUUGCUGCUGAAAUCCACGGAGCAACUGUUCACCACAAGGUUCGAUCUCCCAAAACUAAGUCCCGAGACAGAUUUCUUCACGGCCGGAAUGGACUCCCUGCAAGUCAUUACGGCAUGCCGCUUGCUCUCUGCUGGCUUGAAAGCUGCAGGUGCAGAUCUCGAGGGCUUCCUGCCGCCUCGCGUCAUCUACUCCAAUCCCAACUACAGCCGCCUCGCGGCCUACCUCUUCAAGCUGGUGCAGUCGACGGAACCCAAUGCCGACGGCGACGCAGCCGCGCAGGAACAGGAGAUGCGGGACAUGGUGGAGAAAUACACCCAGAACCUGCCCCCGGCCGAGACCAUCAGGUCCAAGUCCGGGCCCAGGAGCGAGGGCCAGACGGUCCUCCUGACCGGCAGCACCGGCGCCCUGGGCUCGUACCUCCUGCACUCGCUCGUCUCGAACCCCAGCGUCAGCAAGGUCAUCUGCCUCAACCGCUCCGCCGACGGCCGCCAGCGGCAGGCGGCGGCGUGCUCGGAGCGGGGACUCACCGCCGACUUCGCCAAGUGCGAGUUCCUGCGCGCGGACCUGUCCCUCCCCGUCCUCGGCCUCGAGGAGCACGUCUACGCCCGCAUCGUCGCCGACGGCAUCGACCGCGUCAUCCACAACGCCUGGCCCGUCAACUUCAACAUCGCCCUGUCGUCUUUCGAGCCGCACAUCCGCGGCGUGCGGCACCUCGUGGACCUGAGCGCCCGGUCGCCGCGCCGGGCGCCCGUCGUCUUCAUCUCGAGCAUCAGCACCGUCGACGCCUGGACGCACGUCAAGGACGGGCUCGUGCCCGAGGUGCCGAUCCCCGAGUGCGGCCUCGCGGCCAUGGGCUACGGCCAGUCCAAGCACGUCUCCAGCCUGAUCCUGGACGAGGCGGCGCGGGUCUCUGGCGUGCCGACGGCCAGCAUCCGCGUCGGGCAGAUCGCGGGGCCCCGGGCCGCGGCGGGCGCGUGGAACCGGCAGGAGUGGCUCCCGACCAUCGUGGCCUCGUCGCUGUAUCUGGGCGUCUUGCCGCGGGACCUGGGACGCCUGUCCACCGUGGACUGGGUCCCCAUCGAGGAUGUCGCUGGCCUCGUGCUGGAUAUUGCCCUGCAGGGCACGACGGAGUCUAUCGAUGGCUACUUCCACUGCGGCAACCCCUCCCUGACGACGUGGGACAAAUUGGCAGAUGCCGUGAAAGAGGCAUAUGGGGCGCGAAUCGCGAAUCUAGUCACCUUUGAGGAGUGGGUGAGCAUGCUGCGGGAGAGCGCGGCUGGGACGAAGGACGCCAACAAGAACCCUGGAGUCAAGUUGCUGGACAUGUACGAGGCGCAGCAGAAGGCCACUGAGGAUAAGGUGAAGCAGGUGCUGCUGGACAUGGAGAGGACCAAGAGACACAGCGAGACAGCAAGGGGUCUGCAGGCUAUUACACCGGAACUUAUGAAGAAUUGGUGCCGGCAAUGGGGGUUCUAG
Thyridium curvatum is the source of this 3159-nucleotide messenger RNA. RefSeq lists its product as uncharacterized. The record is from RefSeq and is a predicted model, not a curated record. Lineage: Eukaryota; Fungi; Ascomycota; Sordariomycetes; Thyridiales; Thyridiaceae. Bases 1 to 3159 code for a protein of 1052 amino acids. The transcript is spliced from 5 exons.